UUUCUGAUUUUGUUGCGUUUACUCACAGUUGCACUAAUUUGUGAAAGGUCCGUUUAGCUGUUGAACUUAUAGAUUUCUGCUCUUAAAUGCCGACUGAAAUCAGCAUUUAAGUACAGCGAAUAUAAACUGUAAUACCAAUUUUAUUGGUUAAGAGCAAAUUUUGUGAACUAAAUAGAAAUAAUAAAAAUAUAAUAUACAGAGUAUACACAUUUUUUUUAAAUUUGGUUUGACGAUUUCACUUUGUUGUUCGUACAAACUUUUUUUUUUUUUUUUAUUAAAUACAAUUUAGAAAUAAAUUCAUUGUGAAUUAAAGGGGACUUUCUGGAGGCUGGGGGCAGCUCAGCUCAGCUCAGCUCGGCUCGGCUCGGCUCGGCUCGGCUCGGCUCGGGAAGCAGCAGUCCUGGGGCUGGGUGGCAUCAGAAGACGCACCGUCAUUGUUGAGCUACCGGUGGAGAGCGUCUGUGUUUGCCCUCUUCAUUAGACAUUCCAGUGUCAUGUCGGCAGAAUAAAUAAAAAGGAGCGGAGGUCAAAGGGAGCGAGCGGCGUUUAAAUGUGUUUUAACAGCCAGUUAAAGCUGCGGACGCUUUCUGUCGCUUUCCAAAUGAUGGAAAUGAGCCUGGAAAGUUUGCAGAGCUGGGAGUAAUCCCGAGUUAAAAGAGGGGGAGACUCUCCGGAUAGUGUAAGUAAGCAACCACGGGCCAGAUUUUACUACUUCAUCCAAGAUACCAUCUUAAUUCACCGAUAUAUUCUGUUUUAUGAUAUUUUAGACUAGGUUAGCUUAGCUUUAUUUGUCACGUGCACUUUAUACACAGUACAGUGAAAUGUCAAAAAGAAAGGGGGGGGGGGGGGGGGAACUAAAACAAGAGCAAUAAUAAAUAACAAAAAAGAUAAGAAGUAUUAAUAUUAAAAAGAUAAUUUAAGCCUCAGAAUUGAGCAAACGAAUGUCCAGGUCCAGGUGGACGGUCGCAUUUUGAGGAUCAACCUGUGGAUUAAUGUAGUGAAGUGGGAUUAGUGGAGCCGCUCCGUGAGCCCAACACACCCCCGCUGAAUCUGACGCCUCGGUUACAGCAGGCAGCAGGUCUCAAACGCCACACAGCUGCUGCUAAAAAGCACACUUUGCUAACAGAACACGGUCGUGUUAGGACUGAAUGAAAGGUUAACGAGACAAUAAUCCACAAACCAACCAAGAAUCUGUGAUUUGGACGGCCCACGGUGAUUAAAGCAUCUGUUGGCCAGGCGGGACUUAAAAGGCCACCAAAUAAGAUGAUUUAGGAACAUCAAGGCUUUUCCCCAGCGGUAAUGAUUACAUUUGGACUUAAGAUCCAUGCAAGAAUUUGUUGCGCAGUAAAUCUCCUUGAGUCGCCAACCCCCCCACCCCCAAAACCCCCAGCGCUCUUCAAAAGCCUUGUUAUUCAAAGGGUUAGGAUGUUUGACAAUCCCAGCUUGUACAACUCCCCCAAUUAAUUGGAUACGUUGUAGUAAGGAUGUUGGGUCUCUCUCAUCUGUUGCUUAGAAAGACAAAGGCUUAGCGGGGGGGUUGUUCGCACCUCCCCGUGCUGCCGGGGUAUAAAUCGAGGCUCUUCAGGUGGGUCAGGCAUUCAUUCUCACAGUGGACCUCGGAGCAGCAACUUUUUAUUUUUAUUUAAUUUUUUUAUUUCCCCCUCAGAGAGCAAAUUUGAAACAUGCAGAUACCGAACAGACCAAUGGAAACUGGCGGAUACUCCGUGCGUAAUUACGCACAGGCCUCACUAUGCGCUCAGAGCAACGGGAGCCGCUGCGCUCCGGCCGCGAAGACUCCAAGCGGGAAGUCUUUCACCAUCGAGGCUCUGCUGGCCAAGCCGGAGGAGGCGGCACCCAGAGACCGGAGCGGACCGAACCAGUGGGGGGAGAAAUACCCGCAAACCGCGCCUCCUCCGCACCUGGCCGGGUUAACGCUUCCACCGGCACAAUACCUCUAUUCACCCAACGCGUUGCAUCCCAGCGUUCACCCGCAGCCGGGAUAUUCCGUCUACUGCUACCCGCCGUUCACCUACGCACCAUCCUGCCGGGGAGCGUUUUACUCACAAGGUAAAAGAAAAAAACAAAAAACUGGAGCGACGUCGGACACGUGGAAGAUCACGUCUUCGUGUUACAGAGUCAGUAAACAUUUCCUCUCUCUUUGUUUCGCAGCUACCGUGUCCAAAGCGAACGCAGCGAUGCACCAGUUCAAGACGAAAGGCGGAAAGUCGAAACGCAUGCGCACCAGCUUCACCAGCGAGCAGCUGUCCCGGCUGGAGAAGGAGUUCGCCCGGCAGCAGUACAUGGUGGGAUCCGAGAGGUUCCUCCUGGCCUCCGCUCUGCAGCUCACUGAGGCUCAGGUCAAAGUCUGGUUCCAGAACAGACGCAUCAAGUGGCGCAAACAGAGUCUGGAGCAGCAGCAGGCCAAACUGGCCAAACUGGGACUGGCCGCUCCGCUGAAGAGUCCCGGAUCUCAGGGCCACGGAGACGAAGGCGAUGAAGACUUCUCCGACUCGGAUGUGGAUAUCGAUGUAUCCGAUGACUCGGUGGACCACUGCUGACCGUUUCAGAACAAAGACUUCCCUGUACAUAGCGCUGAGAAAGGAGACGGCUGUCUCUGACUAUGACUAUUUAAUAGAUUUAUACUUAUAUAUUUAAUUUUCUACGUUUAUUCCUCGGAGAUGAGAACGUAUCCUGUAUGGCUUUACAUCUGACAUAUUUUUAAAUAUAUUUUAGGACUUUAAUGCCAAUUCAGUUGUGUUUCUUUCUUUCUCCUCUGCCCUUCACAUCAAAAGCUCUCAAAGGAAAACAUAAAAGACAUAAUUUAAAAGUUCAAAUAGCACAUUUUGUGAAAGUCACAUAAAGCAUCUUGAGAUUCUGCCUCUCCUCAGUAAAGAUACACUCCAGUCAUUCGUUUAGAUGCACUCAUCAGGGGUCUGAAUGUCAUACUAACUUGAAAAUUUAAAUAAUUUAUUUGAACUCUUCAAUUUUGGGAGUGGAUUAAUUUUACAAUGCAGCUUUAGUCAUUUUUGCAAGCUAAUAUUGUAUGGAUAGAUGUUAAUAUACUGUGGCUUUUCUCUAAUCUACAACUCUGGAAAAAAUUAAGAGAUCGCUUAAAAUAAUCAGUUUCUCUGAUUUUACGUUUUAUAGGUAUUUGAGUAAAUUGAACAUUGUUCUUUUAUUCUAUGAACUACUGUCAACAUGUCUCCGAACUUCCAAGUGAAAAUGUAGUAUUUAUUUGCAGAAAGUGAGAAAUGGUCAAAAUCACGAAAAAGAUGCGGCGCUUUCACACCUCAAAUAAUGCAGA
Molecule: messenger RNA, 3304 nt
Organism: Xiphophorus hellerii (green swordtail)
Lineage: Eukaryota; Metazoa; Chordata; Actinopteri; Cyprinodontiformes; Poeciliidae
Gene: noto
Product: notochord homeobox
Exons: 2
Coding region: 1683-2558 (291 amino acids)
Biological process (GO): neuron differentiation; regulation of transcription by RNA polymerase II; central nervous system development
Cellular component (GO): nucleus
Molecular function (GO): DNA-binding transcription factor activity, RNA polymerase II-specific; RNA polymerase II cis-regulatory region sequence-specific DNA binding
Source: RefSeq, a predicted model, not a curated record